Molecule: messenger RNA, 2502 nt
Organism: Ixodes scapularis (black-legged tick)
Lineage: Eukaryota; Metazoa; Arthropoda; Arachnida; Ixodida; Ixodidae
Exons: 5
Coding region: 32-1093 (353 amino acids)
Biological process (GO): signal transduction
Source: RefSeq, a predicted model, not a curated record
CUUUUUGCAAUGCCUGCCAAGCCCGCUCUUGAUGAACGAGAUUUUUCACGAGUGGAUGGAAGUAACCACCUCCAAGAGCGUGCUGGCUACAAAAGCCAAGUUGAUGAGGCUCUGCAAGUCUCUGCCCGAACUGAACCAGCAGCUCCUCAAGCACGUGCUGUUGAUCUUAAGACGAGUCUGCAAGAACGCACCGUUCACCCACACGACGCCAAUUUUGGCGGGUCACUUCGUGGGACCGUCGCUUCUGUGGAGGCCGAGCUCCCAGUUCGUGGCCUACCCUUCCGAAGACGUGCAUCGCACUUUGGCCAAGCUUGUCAAGUGCCUCAUUCUUUUCUUGGACGACAUUUGGAACGAUUUAAACGAGGAGGAAAUGUUCCCUACUUUGAAACUGCAAGCGACUCGGGACGCCAACGGCACGCAGAAGCCAUCGGACGCGUUCGUCGGCCGCAGCGUCCCUGCGUACGUGGAUGAGAUGGAGCAGGAGUCCAGGAGGAACAACAGAAUCAGGGACGUGCUCCAGACUUCACAAGAGUACGCGUCCUUCGAACUUCUCCCGGCAUCAUCAUCCAGUGGAAAUAAGGUCCAGGCGUCGUGUCCGCCAAGCAAUCCGUCUGGUUUGCAGCCACGACUGAACAGUCGUUCCGUGCACACAUGGCCCGGUUGCGGCAAGGCCAAGGUCGGCCAGGCAGAACUCGAUAAGAGCCAAUUGAACGACGCGCUUCUCGCGACUGGUGCCGGCGCCGUUGACCGGUCAAAGACGGCCACUUUCCCACGCUGCACACCUGGCGCUAUGCUAGAAGACGCCGAGUCGGCUUUCCCCUCAUUUGGCGAAGACUAUCUGUACCCGGACUGGGCCUUCCUGUACCCCGAGUGGGACCUUUCGGGCGACACGUUGCCAGGAUGGGCGACUAGGUCCUGCUUCACCCUCGACCUCAACAGUCUCGCCGAACAAACCACCGUAAAAUCAUUGCUAGAACAACUAAAUAAGCUAUGCCUAGAAUAUCGCGGGAGUCUAUUCAAUGAUUAUCUUGUUGAAGCCGCCAUUUUGGUACUUAGUACAGAGUUGACGCAACCGAAGAUAGCUACCAUUUGAAGGUGGGACUUUCUGAACAUUAGGUAUCAUGAUCCUCAGGCAGUUGCGGUUCGCUCUGUCGCUAACAGUUUUACCAUUUAUGAAGACCGGGAAAAGCACUUGCUGCGCUUUCAGGUGAAGCUUCAGAUAACUGGCAACCAUGAUUUCUGGCACCAAGAUGGCCGACAGGUCGUUACUCAAAAGCCGCGGCUAGUUUAGUGGCUGUAAUCAUUGCUAUAUAAGAGCGAUGUGGCCGUCUUACAAUCGCGACGACGCCGUAUUUUCUAGCGCAAGUGGAUCGGCAUCAACACGCAGCUGUUCAACAAGGUCAGCAACUUACCGGUUUCCGAAGACGGACCUUUCCGUCAUUCAGAACUACCCGGAACCAAGUUGUGAAGUGGUCUCAAGAAACACGUGUGCGUGAUUGACAGACCAGCCUGUGAUAAACGUUCUGCGAUUAAAUACACAAUCUCUUGCUUUUUUCAAGUAGUGGUAUCGUAAGUGAGGACAGGUGACGUAAAGUGGCAAGGUUUAGUAAAAAAAGAAAGAAAAUGAAGGCAGCGCACAGCAGCCGUAGGAUCUAGAAAGCGCCAUAUGUUCUUCCUGAAAAAUGUGUUUCAUCAUAUAGAGGUUCUGCGCAGUUUCAGGGGGCAUAUUGUAUUUGUAAGAAGCAUAGAGUGUGCCUUUUAUCUGGUACCUUCUGGUGCUAAGAACUACAGAUUGUAUGGUACUUGUACAAUGACGCUUCGCCUUUAAGAGUACCUGAUAAGCUAGAUUGGAUUUUCACUGAUUAGAUUUCAUUGUACCUGGAUUGAACUUGUCCUGCCCUAAAAUAAAGAAAACAAAUAAAAAUAUCUCGUGUAAAGGUUCUGGCUGCCCUUAUAACGUCUUGCACCCUGAAAACGUGUCAUCACCACAGACUAGUGGAUUAGCUUGCACAAGCGUGGCACACAGCCGAUUAAUACUUUGACUAUCAUUGUUGGCUUACUGGAGUGGACAAACUAUAGAUUUACAAAUUGACUUACGAAAUUUGGGUAGUAUCUUAUAAAAAAAAAUGAUUUCGUGAGAAUCAAAUAGGCGCACAUUAUUCCACGUCUGUCUCAAACUAGAAAAUUUAAGUUACAUGUAAAAUAGAAGGGUCUUUAAAGCGCCCUGUUUCGUCCACCCCCUUCCGUCCUUGUCUAUUUUUGGCGCUUUUUUAUGCAUCAUAAACCCAACUGGCCCAAAUUGCCGUUUUCAUUGUGCUUAAAGGCCUGACAUGAUUUUUAAAAACCGUGCGAAUUUUCCAAAAUUUGUUUUAGUGUUACAGCAUACAAAAAGCUCAGAUUCAUAUAUGCGUAACGAAGAGUAUCAAUAUUAUACUGUUGUGUUCCCUCGUUUCAUUGAACUAGUAAGUAAAUUUAUGUUUUAUUUUGCGGAUAAUAGCUAAA